AUGUCCCUAGUCGCAGCUCAAACUCGUUCCCGGAUGGGGAUUCAACUCGUCCGAUAUCGAGGGAAAUACUACUCACAACUGCUUCAACCAAAUUCUGAUGCAAUUUCAGAGCUCCUUUCCACCAUACCUGCAGACAAUGUGGAGUAUAUUCUGUGGCUAAAAAGAAAGCGCCAGCAAUAUGCUGCCAAAGAGAAAUCACUUGAAGACUCAGUGUUCACAUUGGAUAAUGCUCGGACUCAUAGUCGCGAGUAUGUAACGCAGAAAUUGAGAGAGGCUGAACUGCGUAACCUACCGUCGACACUGGCACCGAAAUAUCCGAGCCAUAUUCCAUUCUUCCAAAUUGACCUUGACUUGCAAUUAUUAUCUAUCUCGCCCCAAAUCCACUUCAGCCUGCGCGAUUUGCCACCUGACACCGCUGCAUCCUCUUCUACUCCUUCCAAUCCCUCCCUCCUGUGGUCGCUUCUGCACAACGCGGCAAAUCACUCCAUCCCGCUCUCAUCCCUAGUGCUGGGUGAAUCGGAAAGCGACCUUGACACCUAUGAGCCGAGUUUCUCAACAAUACCACUUUCAGCAAACAGGUGGCUGGCCUCCAAUUCCCGCCUGCACCAGAACUUUUAUGACCUGGCAUUUUCCAACUUCCAAAUCGCGUAUUCCGAACAGUUGAAUCAAGAUUAUUUCAGAUGGUCUCCGGAUGAAUUUAUAUUUCGCGAGCUUGCAUACGCAAUCAUAUCUUUUGCAUCUGGGCGACUUUCCUUCCGGAUUGAAGAUUUACCGUCUUGCUGCGGAAGGCAAUACGGAUCCCCUUGGCCCUCGGAGCUGAACUUUGGAUACCAUUUAGCAGGCCACGCUCCGGGUUCCGCCCCCGAAGGAACACUGUAUUGGUUUGACAACGUGCUAGUCAGCCUGGUUCCGGAUAUUCCGGAACGAAUACACAUAUAUAUUGACAAGGCAGUCAAUUUUGGCCUGGAACAGGGCAAUCUUCCUUUUCAAGCCGUUUUGAUUUCCCUGUCAACAGUUGUGCUUCUGGAUGUGGAAAUUGACAAUGAGAUUCCCGUAGUGAAACAUACAGAGCCACUCAAGUUAUUUGAGACCUGCCCUAAGCCAAACGGUUCUUCGCCGGAGCCAUCCCCCAGCAGCUCGUUGGUCGACCUCCGGAUAACUUCGACGUAUUCACCUGCCAUUCCUCCACAACCAUUACCGCCUGAACAGGUAUUCAGUGUCAAGGAAAGCUUCACAGCCUUAUCAAAUUUUUUCACCACUGCCACACUCCGCCAUCUGAAACCCCAUGGCCCAGACACCCAAGGCUGCCUGCCAAGCGAACUCUACUACAUGAUUCUCGACUUCACUGAUAACGCCACUUUCCUCACAUGCGCUAGAGUCUCACAUCUCUUCCGGACGUACUGUCUCUCGAAAAUUCGUGUAUGUGAGAAUCAAAACGAAAAUGACAUAACACCAAGCAGCCUAAUAGACACGUAUUCGCACCAAAUCAUCCAGGUCCGCUCCCCACUUUGCUUGACACUGCAAAAUAGAGAAUCCGGCGAGCAGUCAGAGUGGUCUCCGUGGGACGAGAAGGAUAUUAUGCAUGGAGGUUCAGAGCUGCCGAAGUCGCUGUGUUUGGUCCCUGUGUUUGGGGAAUCGGCUAGACUUAGCCAAAGUUCGAAGGCGAUGAGUGUAUUCUGGAAGUCAUAG
Molecule: messenger RNA, 1689 nt
Organism: Paracoccidioides lutzii Pb01
Exons: 2
Coding region: 1-1689 (562 amino acids)
Molecular function (GO): protein binding
Source: RefSeq, a predicted model, not a curated record